Messenger RNA from Penicillium longicatenatum, 312 nucleotides. RefSeq names its product RAMP4 family protein. The record is from RefSeq and is a predicted model, not a curated record. The coding region runs from base 1 to 312 and encodes 103 amino acids. The transcript has 2 exons. Lineage: Eukaryota; Fungi; Ascomycota; Eurotiomycetes; Eurotiales; Aspergillaceae. Gene Ontology annotation, cellular component: endoplasmic reticulum.
AUGGUGAGUAUCUCUAGCUCUACCUCAAUCCUGAUAUCUUUCCGAGAACUUGCUAAUCCAAAAUACCGUGCACAGGCACAGACACCUCAACAGCGACGUGCGAACGACCGGUUCGCAAAGCACGAGGCCGCCAAACGAGGGAAAGGGCCGGUAACCACAAAACCCAAACAAACCACAAAGACCCCCAUCUCGGCGAGCUGGUUAGUGAUUCUGGCCUUUGUCGUCUGUGGUGGACUUAUCUUGGAGCUCCUCAAGGUUGUCCCCGAGAUCUGGUCAAUCGUGGCCUCAACCAUAUCUCGCGUCACUGGUUAG